AUGGCAUUAUAACCCUGCAAAAUAUUAUCUAUCAUCUCGCCAAAUCAAUUUAUGAUCUAAACACAAUAAUAAAAGAUUGCUAUUGUAGGAGAUGGAAUUCCCAACUUUUUAACUAAGGAUAAUUUGACUGUGAAGCAAAAGUCACUCUAAAGGUUUUUGGAAUAAUUAGCAUAUGUCAACUAGGAUGCAUUGUAUAUAUCAAAAUCGAAUCAAAUUUAAAUAAAUGGAAUUGAUCUGAUUCAAAAUAUUGAGGGUAAUGAAGAGAUAUAAUUAAAUCUAAUUGGUGUUAAGAAUUAAGCACCCAAAUAAUCUUAAGUGAUUAAUGAGUUUAUCAGACAAAAGAGGAAUAAGACAGUCAAAGCUAUUUUGGUAUCUUUCGAAUAAAGCAGUUUAAACUUUCUUUACUAAAAUGACACAAUCAUCUCAGUAGUACCAAAUGCAAUAACAAUUGACGGUAUCUAUUUUAUAUACAUUCAGAUUUUGGAAUCAAAGAUCAAGAGUACACCAAAUUGAUAUAGACUGAAUGGCUAAACAAAGAGUUUAAUCUCACUUUUAAAGGUACAUCCAUAAUGAGUGUUCUCUAAAAUGAAAAUGUCACUAACAUUCCUGUUUUAAGAGCUGAAUUACAUUUCACAAAUUAACCAAAUAUAGAACUAAGCAAUGAAUUUUAUUCCUCUUUAGUUCAAAAAGGUUUUGCCAGUAUUAGUGAUUGGGGGUAUUUAUUGUAAUAUAAAUCUAGUAAAUUAAACUUAUCUCAAAACUCAUUCUAGUUAUUGUAUUAGUGUUAGGAAGAAGCCAAACGAUAAAAUUUAGGAAUGUGGAAAGCUGGAGAAUUGGAUAGGGGUAUGCUGAACUCUGCUACUUCUUAAUUAUAAGGAUAAGUAGUUGAAAUAAUUGAGGCAAAUUAAUUCUAUAUAAAAACUAACACAGAAAAGUUGAAUGUCAAGUUAGAUAGGAUCUUUAUUGAAGGCUAAGAAGCAAAAGAAUUUACAAGAAAAUUAUUGAUUGGAAAAUAAGUGUAUGUUUUAUAAGUUGGUGACAACACUCCUUUAUAUUCUAUUCAAUUAAUCGAAAACAAUCUUGAUAUAGAGGAAGAACUUAUCUUGAAUGGAUGGGCUACACCAAAGGAGAAUCAUCCUGGCUUAUCCAAAUUCAAAUAUUAAUAAUUUUUAUAAAAUAAUUAGAUUGCCAAAUAGAAAAAACUAGGGUAAUAUAGUUAAGAAUUGACUUGGAGGGUUGAAGAUUAAACAGAUUCUAAAUCAGGAAAGUGUGUAAAUGAAAUAAUUUGGUCAAACAUUCAAAGAGACAAGUAAAGUGCCAAAUAAUCUGGAGUGAGCACUGGGAUUAGUAUAAAGGAGGAUUAUUUAUUAGAAGUUUUGAUCGAUAAAAUUCACCUUAACGGAUAGUUUUAAAUGACAAUCAUGAAAUAUCACUCUAUGGUCAACUUUUAAAUGAAUGGAAUCACUAAUCUACAUGAAUUUGAAACGAGUUUUCCAUCAAUAGCCAAAUAUCAAGAGCAAAGGUACAAUUAUACCUACAAUACAUUGAUGUAAAGAAAUGUUUGGGUGAAUUUUGAACAUUUUAACAUUUAAGAAAAUUAUUUUUAUGGUAGAAUUUAUCUCAAGAAAAAUAACAAAGAAAGUGAUUUUACUAUAAAUUUACUAUAAGAAGGACUAACAUUUUUAAAAAGCAAUACUGAUUAUUAUGAUAAAUAUGAAGAAGCAUAAAAAUAAGCAGAAGAAGAUAAAAAAGGAUUUUGGGUUGAAUCAUACGCUCAAUUCAUUUUGGAUUUCAUUCACAAUAAAUAGUCAUUGAAAAAGUAAGUAAAUGCAACAGAAAACAUUUAGGAACAUGAUAAUUAGUUAAUAGAGUAGGUUAUUGUUACUGUAGUUAAUGAUUGUAAUGAAUUUUAUAUCAGAAGACAAAACAAUCCUGAAUUUGAAGAAUUAGAAAUUUAAAUUGAAAAUGCACAGUUAAUUGUAACGUUAUCUUUUAUUAUAUCUAUUAUAGCCUUUAAAAAAGCCAGUAAAAAAGGGAACACUUUGUUUGGCCAGAUUUUCAGAAGACAACAGAGUUUAUAGAGCCUAAGUCAUCUAAGCAUUCAAGAAUGAUAGAUUCUUGGUUAAAUUCAUUGAUUAUGGUAAUAAUGAUGAAGUUGGAUACCAGGAAAUGGGAGUGCUUCCCUCUUAAUUUACUAGUAUCCCUUAAUAAACAAGGAUGUGUUCUUUGGCAUAUCUAAGAUUUCCACCUCAAACACAUGAAUUUUCAGAGGAAGCUGCUGAUAUUUUGAGAGAAUUAAUAUUAGAGCAGUCGUUUGAUUGCAAAGUUAAUUACACUGAAAAAAGUACAAAUAGGCAUUUUGUAACUUUAUAACAUUAAGGGCAAUUGGAUGAAUUAUAGUUUACUAUAAAUAAAGUUGCACUAGAUAGAGGGUAAUAAUUAGUGCUUAUGAUUUAAGUUUAGGGCGUAUUGAUCAUAGCAAACCUUAUAAUCCAUUGAAAUAAUUCUAAAGUAGUGAGUUAGAUGCCAAAGCUAAUGGGAUUGGUAUUUGGGGAUUUGAUGAUUGUUUGGAGGAUGAAAAGUAAUUUGAAGAUGAGUAUGACUUUUAUUAGUGA
Paramecium octaurelia is the source of this 2615-nucleotide messenger RNA. The record is from the annotation of a GenBank genome assembly. Lineage: Eukaryota; Ciliophora; Oligohymenophorea; Peniculida; Parameciidae.